Molecule: messenger RNA, 2819 nt
Organism: Anopheles coluzzii
Lineage: Eukaryota; Metazoa; Arthropoda; Insecta; Diptera; Culicidae
Gene: BCL7-like
Product: B-cell CLL/lymphoma 7 protein family member C
Exons: 3
Coding region: 1284-1937 (217 amino acids)
Source: RefSeq, a predicted model, not a curated record
AUUGCGGGCUCUCUCUCUCUCUCUCUCUCUCUCUCUCUCUCUCUCUCUCUCUCUCUCUCUCUCUCUCUCUCUCUCCCACCGUCGAGAAGAGAGUGAGAGAGAAGCUCAGCAUAGGAGAAAAUGGAGCAAAAGAAAAGGUUUGACAGCGUAUCGUACAGCCCCUGCCCGAGCUGUUUGCAUUUCCCUCAUCCCUGGUCCUUCACUCUUUCUCACACACUCUCUCUCUCGCUCUUCCUUUGCCUCAUCCUCCACUUUCCUGCGCGCAGCCGUGUGUCCCUUGGUGCGAUCCGCUUCAACAAACGGCGUCCGAAUGUUGUGUGUGUCUCCGUCGCGAAAUCUCCAUCUUUGAAACUGGCUGCGGUCCGCCAUCGUUGCACAUAUCGCGGCGUUCCUAGCUUAGGCCACCCCGGUAGUUCGCGCGUGUGUGUGUGUGUGUGUGUGCGUUUGUGGGGCACUGGUGUUUUUGCUCCCCCCCCCAUCCCUUUCCUGCCGUGUGAAACCGUGUGAGGACAAGCCAUCGCCGUUCGCCCGGCCCUCCUCCUUUUCCGACGGCACGGCGUUACCGUGACGAUUCUUUUCUCCUCCUCCCCCUUCCCUUCCUCACCUCCGCCGUGUGCGUGCGUGUGUGUGCUCAAGUCCUCGCGCGUGCAGAUGGCUUCCCCCGACGCCGCCCCCGGCCAGCGAAGGUUGUGAGAGGAGCGGACAGGAAGGCUCGCCAGGCCAGCCCCUUCUAGCCCUGCCAAUUACGGUCCCUUCCACCCCAUCCUACUUCUCCGCCGCAUCAUCGAGCAACAAACGCUUCCCCCCAAGAGCCACGAUCAAAACCGCUCGCCCUCAAACACGUAGAAAGGAAACCGUUGCAGCAGCCUCGUCGAACAAAACUCACAUCAACAAUCAAUCGCAGGAGCAAGGUCCUGCGGGCGUGUGCACGGGAAAGGAGGGAAGCGUCGUAACAACGGGCAGCAAGGCAAUCCGUCGGCAGCGGGCUCAGUGGGUCCGGCAGCGGGUAGAAAAAGGCACCCCCGCACGGUCGUAGGAAAAAGGACAUGAAAGUACAAAGGCAGCGCGCAGUUUGCCGUACGUGUGUAUUUGAAAAUUAAAAAGGCAAGAAAAGGAAACGUCCACACCAGUAAGAAGGGGUAAAAGUGCACGAAAGUCACACGCAGAAGGCAAGCGAGCACAGUGUGUCGGACCACAAAACCACAAAAAAGAAACAAAACCACAACCACACUCAAACCACCCACCCAUCCACAACGGCGGCGGCAACACUGACGACGAGGCGGAUGGUGGGCGUGGUGGUGAAGGAGAAGGGCAGCAGCGGCAGCAGCAGCACCGGCUCGACCAUGUCGCGCAGCGUGCGGGCGGAGACGCGCGCGAGCAAGAAGGAUGACGUGAAGAAGCUGAUGCUGUCGAUGGACCGCGUCCGGCACUGGGAGAAGAAGUGGGUCACGAUCGGGGAGACGUCGAUGAAGAUCUACAAAUGGGUGCCGAUCUCGACCAACGACAAGAAGAAACCGGCGGCGGCCGGCGGUGGAGCUGGCACUGGGGCUGCCGCGAUUGGUGGGCCGCCCGGGUCGACCGGCGGCUCGGCGGCGACGGUACCCGGCACCGGCAAAACGGCCGAAUCGAACGGAGCGCCCGGUGGCGGCGGUGCACCGGGAGCCGGCGGGCAGGUGAACGGUGGCGGCGGCGCGAACGGUAACAGCAACAGCAGCGAAAACAAGGAAAACAACCGGAAGCAGCUGCCCCAGCCGCCGCCGGCCGGUACGGACUCCAACUCCAACUCCAACUUCGGGCUGGCGGAAGACUCCAACACCUGCUUUUCCAUCGUGAGCGAUUCCCAGGGCGCCACCGACUUCGUGUCGAACAUGUUUUCGGAGGAUUCCAACUCGCAGGGCAGCGACAGUGCGCAACCGAAGCGAGUCAAGAGGGAGUAGAGAGCCCUUGGUGACGGGUGACGCCGCCCGACUCAACCCCCAAAACGCUCGACGCCCUAGGACAAAACAAUUAUAUCCCCUCCCGCCUCCCGAGGACACCACGGUUGUCUGUUCGCUCCCCGUCAUCACCACGCAUAUCCGCAUGGUUCUCGGCACGGUGUCCAACCUUUGCUCCUGCCACAGCGCACCGACGCCAUAUAUCAAUCGUGGCGUGUAUGUGUGUGUAAUUGUGUUGGACAGGACCAAAACAAACGCGAAACUGCAUUCAAGAAACCGACGAACCACAGAGAGAAAAAGCACAUCUCUCUCUCUCUCUAUCACAGACACACACACACACAAAACACCGAUUACGAUGUACAAAGAGAAGCAGCCUGCCACGGGGGACCGGCCUGCUAAAACCCGCUGCAAGACGACACACCUUUUCGUGGUGGGGAGCGGUUGGAGGGCAGAGCAGAGGGACGAGACAGGAGACAGUUUAUAAUAUUAUUAGCUCGUAAGGACCGCCGGAUAAUAGGAUAGGUUGUUUUUUUUUUCGUUUUUCGACUGCCUUUGUUUUAAGUUCACGAUUUCGUUCGUUUUUCCUUCUUUCUUUCUUUUUGCUGUGUGUAGUUUUAAUUUCAUUUUCUCGACCCUACGACACGCUCUUUUGCUACCCCCAUCCCGUUUCUGUGCUAUUCCUCCUUCUCUUAACGCCGUUAGUUAUAGUGUAAGGCUUAAUUGUGUAAAUGGACCUUCUUUUUUUUACUUUUGCUUGUGGGGCGCGCGCCGUUGGAGUGUGCGUUCGUUUUUUUUUUUUUAGGCGUUUAGUAAAAGAGCGGGUAAUUGUGGAGCAUGAUGCGCGAGAUGUAAACCCGGACAUGAUGAAUGUGCAACAAACGAAAU